CGCACCGCUUCUUCUGGCAUUGUCAAGCUCAUUUCCGCUUCUCGCUGUUCGGUCUCUUUUCAUUGUCGAAUUUUGACAAAGUAACACGCAUAGUGGACGAGCUAAGGUGCUAGCGUCCGCCCGGCAACAUGGUAAACCAUCGUAUCCCGUCGGUCUUCUCCAAGACCUAUGUGACCCCGCGUCGUCCGUUCGAAAAACCCCGUCUCGAUGCGGAAUUGAAAAUCAUCGGCCAGUACGGUCUGCGAAACAAGCGUGAGGUCUGGCGUGUCAAGUACACCCUGGCCAAGAUCCGUAAGGCUGCCCGUGAGCUGCUCACCCUCGAGGAGAAGGACGAGAAGCGUCUAUUCCAGGGUAACGCUCUCCUGCGUCGUCUGGUCCGUAUCGGAGUGUUGGAUGAAUCCCGCAUGAAGCUCGAUUACGUUCUCGGUCUAAAGAUUGAGGAUUUCCUGGAACGUCGUCUGCAGACUCAGGUGUUCAAGCUGGGAUUGGCCAAGUCCUACCAUCACGCUCGCGUUCUGAUCCGUCAGAGACACAUCCGCGUCCGCAAGCAGGUCGUGAACAUUCCGUCGUUCGUCGUCCGUUUGGAUUCUCAGAAGCAUAUCGACUUCUCGCUCAAGUCGCCCUUCGGUGGUGGCCGUCCUGGUCGCGUCAAGAGGAAGAACAUGAAGAAGGGACAAAGCAGCGGCGGAGGUGCCGACGAAGAGGAAGAAGAUUAAGUCACACGCUUGUCGGUAGGAACACCGGUCCGGAUGUCCGGUCGAUCGUUUUGGUAUCGGGGCAACAAGUUGCCGGCAACUGAAGCUGCCGGAUGUUCGGUUGGUCUUAUUGGAUAAGAGAAAUAUUUAAAAUAAUAAA
Ochlerotatus camptorhynchus is the source of this 855-nucleotide messenger RNA. Its product is annotated as small ribosomal subunit protein uS4. Gene Ontology annotation, biological process: ribosomal small subunit biogenesis; translation. Gene Ontology annotation, cellular component: cytosolic small ribosomal subunit. NCBI's taxonomy places the organism in Eukaryota, Metazoa, Arthropoda, Insecta, Diptera, Culicidae. Gene Ontology annotation, molecular function: rRNA binding; structural constituent of ribosome. The coding region runs from base 129 to 716 and encodes 195 amino acids. The transcript has 4 exons. The record is from RefSeq and is a predicted model, not a curated record.